This is a messenger RNA of Staurois parvus, 612 nucleotides long. Lineage: Eukaryota; Metazoa; Chordata; Amphibia; Anura; Ranidae. The record is from the annotation of a GenBank genome assembly.
UGUCUGAUGGUCUAUUGUAUUCUUCACUACUGUUUGAAUAUCCCUGUCAGCAGUCAUCUGUACUGUCCGCAGUCUCUGGUCAUCCCUGUACUGUGUCCGCAGUCUCUGGUCAUCUCCUGUACUGUGUCCGCAGUCUCUGGUCAUCUCCUGUACUGUGUCCGCAGUCUCUGGUCAUCUCCUGUACUGUGUCCGCAGUCUCUGGUCAUCUCCUGUACUGUGUCCGCAGUCUCUGGUCAUCUCCUGUACUGUGUCCGCAGUCUCUGGUCAUCUCCUGUACUGUGUCCGCAGUCUCUGGUCAUCUCCUGUACUGUGUCCGCAGUCUCUGGUCAUCUCCUGUACUGUGUGUCCGCAGUCUCUGGUCAUCUCCUGUACUGUGUCCGCAGUCUCUGGUCAUCCCUGUACUGUGUCCGCAGUCUCUGGUCAUCCCUGUACCGUGUCCGCAGUCUCUGGUCAUCCCUGUACCGUGUCUGCAGUCUCUGGUCAUCCCUGUGUACCGUGUCUGCAGUCUCUGGUCAUCCCUGUACUGUGUCCGCAGUCUCUGGUCAUCCCUGUACCGUGUCCGCAGUCUCUGGUCAUCCCUGUACCGUGUCCGCAGUCUCUGGUCAUCUCCUG